UUAGUAUUAAUAUUUUUCAGCCCUUAACUGUAAAAAAAAUCACUUUGAAAAAAACAGGACAUGCGUACCAAUGAUAGGAGCUAAGUGCAAAAAAUCUCUGUGUCAUGGUAUCGAUCAUUUAGUCUGCAGAAAUCGAAAAUGUCGAUGUAAAAGAAAUUAUUUUCCGUCGAAGGAUAAUAAAGCUUGUUUUCAAUACGCAUUAAAAGUCGGAAAUUUUUGCGCAAACGAAAAAUCCUGCGAAAGGAUCAAAUUCUCCGAAUGCAAAGAAUCAAAAUGCCAAUGUCGUGAUGGCUACUCAUUAAUAGGCGAUAAAUGCCUCCCAAAAUUGCGAGGCGCACCAUGUCAUAGCGACGACGAAUGUUCUCAUGCAAAUGGCCUUUGUAUCUCCGGUACCUGCGAUUGUUUCCACAGAUACUCAAAAUUUGACGAUCGCUGUCCGCCGAUAAAUUUCAACAAAUGCUCAGCCGAAGAACCUUGUACAAUUAAGAACUCAAAUUGCCACCCAAUUGUCAAGAUUUGUCUCUGCAAUGAAGGUUACGUGUCUAAUUUAAGAGGAGUAGCUUGCGAGAAGCGAUUAAAUUUCAAACCUUUGUAUCAUCGAGCAAUGAUCAAUUCUGCCACGCUGUAGAAUACAA
This is a messenger RNA of Cotesia glomerata, 635 nucleotides long. Its product is annotated as multiple epidermal growth factor-like domains protein 6. Lineage: Eukaryota; Metazoa; Arthropoda; Insecta; Hymenoptera; Braconidae. Bases 71 to 628 code for a protein of 185 amino acids. The transcript is spliced from 3 exons. The record is from RefSeq and is a predicted model, not a curated record.